This is a messenger RNA of Dermatophagoides farinae (American house dust mite), 893 nucleotides long. RefSeq lists its product as uncharacterized. Lineage: Eukaryota; Metazoa; Arthropoda; Arachnida; Sarcoptiformes; Pyroglyphidae. The record is from RefSeq and is a predicted model, not a curated record.
AUGAAACUAUUUCAACAUAAACAACACCGAUAUCAGCAAUCAUCAUCAUCAUCAUCAUCAUCGAUUUUAUUCAUAAUAUUUUUCAUCAUUUUAAUAUGGUCAUCGAUGAUGAUUGUGAUUAUUGAUACAAAAAUUGCCUAUAUCAUUAAAAUUGCUGGCAAAAAAGGUGCCGGUAAUGAUGUUUUUGUAUUUGGUGGUAAAAAUUGUAACACACCAAAUAUCAUAGUUAAAGGUCAUAAAAAACGAAAUAAACGUGGUAAAAUAAUCAUUGUUGAAGAUGAAUGUAAAACUGUAUUGCCUGCAUAUGAUUAUUAUCGAAAAGUAGUACAUCCAUUUUAUGGUCCAGCUAUUGGUUAUGGUCGAUAAAUUGAAUCAUCAUACUUCCUGAUCAAUAUCAUCUUAAUCACCACUACCACCACCACCACCACCACCACCGCCGAACAUAUGUCCAAUAUUAUGGUCGAUUAGUGAUAAUUAUGGCCGAAAUAAUACACCUGUUGUGCAACUAUAAUCAACUGUACGUCAUUACACGAAAAAAAAAAAUGGAAAUGAGUGUCAUGUCGUGUGUUUCAUGUUUUUCAUCAUCAUAAUCAUAAUCAUCAUCAUCAUCAUCAUCAUCAUUCAAUCACCUGGUAACCUGGUUCUGAUAUUUUUUUUUUUGCAAUUACAAAAACCGAAAAAAUAUAUUUAACUUUUUGGGCUUUAUCAUUAGACAUUUUUGGGUGACAUUCACUUUUGUACACAUAGAACCAAUUCAACUAAAUGACUUUAAGAUGAGAAAUUUUUGUGAAUUUUUAUUCAUUUCAUUUUUUAAAAUAAGCAUGAAACAUUUUACAUGGUACAUUAAAUGAAAAAAAAAUUACUGCACUAUACACAAAAAUUGAAUUAUUCUU